AAAACAUACAUUGUAAACAAAGGGAAAUUGUUGGAAACUGCGACUUUAAUAUUUCAGCUGAUUUCUGUUUAUAUGAUUGGACACUAAACAAAAUUAAAGAAAAGACAACCCCAGCAGAAACACUUAAUAAAGUUUAAUUAAUUUUUCUAAAAAGGGUAUCCUAUGUCCCAUUUUAGUAAAAUCAAUAAACAUUGGCAAGUCAAUAGAAGCUCCACCACUUAGUAAGUGGAACUUGGAUUCCCUUACUAAUAUUUCACACUGGUGUUUUAAUAAAACAGAAAAAAACAUGGACUGCGCUCCUCUAAAUUUGGCACACUUCCACGAGCGACGAUCGGAGCGGUUCAUCCGCAAUCAUCGUUAUGAGGAAGCUAUCAAGGCCCUGGAAACAUCUUUGAUUUACAUACAGGAUGCCCAGAAGAACGUUUGCUUGCCAAAAUCCAAGGAGGUUCUGGACACUUUAACGCUGGACUUCCAAAGGAAACUCCGUCAGAUUGAAAUAAGGAAAACUCAGCAUGGGCUGAACAAGCUGAAUGACUUUGCUCCUUUGAAGGAAACAAGCCCUAUGCUACCGCUCCGACCGGACAAUAGUGGAAGUGGGGGACUGGUUUCGGCCCAGUCCGUUGCCAAGGCAAUCGACAAAACUGUUCAGGAUUUCGAUGCCAAAUUCACAUCUACGCUGGCGAAUAAGGCUCAUUUGGCAACUUCGGAGCCCCAAAUAGAUGCCAUCAAAAAUAUAGAUUCAGUGAGAGGCGACGAAGAGGAUGCCUUUGAGAAUCGCCUGGCUGGCAGCGAGGAUUUGGAUUUGCCUUCCCUGGCUCCCUUGGAGCUUCCCUCCUUUGACUAUAGUCUCUUUACCAGUUCUUCAGCUCCAUCGCUGGCAAGCUUUGCAGGCUUCGCGGAGAGUUUCCAAAAGUAACUUAAAAUAUAUUUAAAAAAUAGCAUAUUCUUAACCCAUAA
This is a messenger RNA of Drosophila bipectinata, 957 nucleotides long. RefSeq lists its product as uncharacterized. Gene Ontology annotation, biological process: autophagy. Lineage: Eukaryota; Metazoa; Arthropoda; Insecta; Diptera; Drosophilidae. The record is from RefSeq and is a predicted model, not a curated record.